AUGGCAGGUAAUUCGGGAAAUUUCAUAGCAACACCAGCUCACGCCCAAUCCUCGCUACCGGCUCUCCCCGCACAUCUCCAAUCCGAUACACAUCUGACAGCGCACUUGGCCAGUCGUUUCCAUGUCGGCUUACCCACAGCACGUCUCUCCUCUCAAGCAUUAAUUGCAUUGAACACAUACACCUCGGCUACAAAGGGUCCUGAUGGCAAGAAAGAAGGAAGUGCUGCGGGGGAAGCCGAGGACCUCGCCCGUCGUGCGUUCACGCGCUUAGGAGCCCGGGCGGAGAACCAAGCAGUGGUGUUUUUAGGUGAAAGUGGCUCGGGAAAAACAACUCUACGUUCGCAUCUGCUAUCAUCCUUCUUAUCUUUCUCCUCAACUCCAUUAUCCUCGAAACUCUCUUAUGCAGCGUUUGUUUUCGACACCUUGACUACAACUAAGUCCGUUACCACCCCGACAGCUUCCAAAGCUGGUCUGUUCCUCGAAUUACAAUACGAUGGCUCAUCUUCAGUGAAUCCGACCUUGAUUGGUGGUAAAAUUAUCGACUACCGCUUGGAACGGAGCCGUCUCGCUUCUGUACCCACUGGUGAACGUAGUUUCCAUGUCCUGUACUAUCUUCUAGCGGGUACUAGUGGAGCCGAGAAGUCGCAUCUGGGAUUUGAUAAUUCCAUUCACAUUACUACUGGCGGUGGAGGUUCGGUGAGCCACAAGCGAUGGCGGUAUCUGGGUCACCCGACCCAAUUGAAGGUGGGAGUCAACGAUGGCGAAGGAUUUCAGCAUUUCAAGACCGCUCUUCGCAAGCUAGAGUUUUCGCGUGGUGAAAUCGCGGAGAUUUGCCAGACUCUUGCAAGUAUUCUUCACAUCGGACAACUCGAUUUUGUGUCGGGUCAGUCAACAACUACCUAUGCCGAAGAGAGCGGUGGCUACUCCCACGAAGGUGGUGAGACUGUCACCGUGGUCAAGAAUAAGGAUGUUCUCGCCAAUGUCGCCGCAUUCCUUGGUCUCAGCGUGGAGGCAUUGGAGAACAGUCUGGGUUACAAGACCAAGACUAUCCAACGGGAGCGAGUUACAGUCAUGUUGGAUCCAAAGGGUGCUCGACAGAAUGCCGAUGCUUUGGCCCGCACUAUUUACUCUCUGCUGGUCACCUAUGUGAUUGAGACUGUAAAUCAAAAGAUCUGUGCGGCAGAGGAUAGCGUGGCCAACACGAUCUCGAUUGUCGAUUUCCCUGGUUUUGCUCAGUCCUCCGCUACUGGCUCUACUUUGGAUCAACUCCUCAACAAUGCAGCCACUGAAUCGCUGUACAACUUUUGUCUUCAGUCCUUCUUCGACCGAAAGGCCGAUGUACUGGACCGAGAGGAGAUUUCAGUCGCUGCCACCAGCUACUUUGAUAACACUGAUGCCGUCAAGGGUCUCCUGAAGCAGGGCAACGGUUUGUUAAGUAUUCUGGAUGAUCAGACUCGCCGCGGUCGAUCAGAGAAUCAGUUCCUGGAGAGCGUUCGCAAGCGUUUCGAGAACAAGAACCCGGCCAUUUCUGUCGGUGGCUCCAGCUCUGGGGCUGGCGCUUACAUUUCCCAAACCCGAAGUGCGUUCACCGUCAAACAUUAUGCCGGCGAGGUCGAUUAUUCUAUCACUGGUCUGCUCGAAGAGAACGGAGAGGUGAUCUCCGGUGAUCUCAUGAAUCUGAUGAAAUCUACUCGAAGUGACUUUGUACGCGAGCUGUUUGGUCAAGAAGCACUACAGACUAUUUCGCACCCUCAAGAGAAAGCCACCAUCAUGCAAGCACAAGUAUCCUCCAAGCCUAUUCGAAUGCCGAGUAUGGCUAGACGCAAGGUUAAUCGGCAUUCUCGUCUUGCAGCUGUGAAUGAAGCAACCCCUGAUGUAUUUGGCGGAGAAGGCGAGGACCCAGCUGAUACUGACAGUCAGGGCACGACUUCUAAGCGCAAUGCGGGUAACCGCAAGGGCGGGUCUAUGACCGGUCCAGAGCAAGGUGCAGCCGGUCAGUUCCUCUCCGGACUAGAGGUGAUCAACAAGUGUUUAAGUUCGGCAAACGUGAAUCCUUACUUCGUGAUUUGUCUCAAGCCGAACGACCGUCGUAUUGCCAAUCAAUUCGAUAGCAAGUGCGUUCGCAUGCAAGUCCAAACUUUUGGUAUUGCAGAGAUCAGUCAACGGUUGCGCAACGCCGAUUUUAGCGUUUUCCUUCCAUUUGCUGAAUUCCUGGGGUUGGCUGAGAUCGGCAAUGUGGUCGUGGGGAGUGAUCGUGAAAAAGCCGAGGUCGUCUUGGAUGAGCGACGAUGGCCCGGCAACGAAGCCCGUGUGGGUAGCACCGGUAUUUUCUUGAGCGAGCGAUGCUGGGCAGAUCUUGCUAGGAUCGGUGAGCGUGUGGUGCCUUCAUACAGGGGUAUCGGCGUUGACGAUGGAGAUGCGAAUUUCAACGCGGCAGGCGGCAAUCCAGACGCCAAAGUCCGCCUGCUUCAUCCGACAGACCAGUCUCCUGGUGCAUACAUCUACGGCGACGAAGCAAAGCAGGGUUAUUUUGGUAGCCGUGAGCUGGAUGGCCGCUCCGAGGCAGGAGGUUCAGCAUUCAACUCUGGUGAUAUGUUCCGGAACUUCGAAACACGAGAGCAGAUGUUGGAAAAGGGCAACGAGAAGAAUUUGGAAGAGGUGGAUGAGGUGCCUGUGUCAGGAGCUCGCAAGCGCUGGAUGGCUCUGGUCUAUCUGCUUACAUUUUACAUUCCCGAUUUCAUUAUUAAAUGGGUCGGUCGCAUGAAGCGCAAAGACGUGCGUAUUGCUUGGCGAGAGAAACUGGCCAUCAACCUCAUCAUUUGGUUCGCCUGCGGUUGUGCUGUCUUCAUGAUCGUUGGUUUCCCGGGUUUGAUUUGUCCCACGCAACAUGUCUAUUCCCAGGGUGAACUCGCUACACACAACGGCAAGAAAAAGGAAAGCUCCUUCGUUGCCAUUUCUGGCGUUGUAUUUAAUUUGGGCAACUUCAUGCCCUCCCACUAUCCCAGCAUUGUUCCGCAGAAGUCUCUCAAGACCUAUGCUGGCACUGAUGCAUCCGACCUUUUCCCAAUUCAAGUGUCGGCUUUGUGUCAAGGUGUGGACGGGAGUGUGGACCCAAGUGUGCCAUUGGAUUAUCGAUCAAACUUGAACACCAGCUCUACCUCGUCAUCCACGACGACUGGCACAGAUGCAAACGCCAAGUAUCAUGACUUCCGUUAUUGGAUUACCGGUGACUAUCGUCCAGAUUGGUAUUACGAGCAGAUGAUCAUGCUGCGAGCGAGCUACAAGAAAGGCUACGUUGGGUACACUUCUGCAUACAUGAAGGACCUGGCGGACAAUGACGAUAAGAUGAUAGCAAGUAUCAAUGGCAAAGUCUAUGAUAUGACCUAUUACAUGGCUGGUCCUCGAAUCCCUCGCUUCCCCGCGGGAAAGAACUCCUCCACCAGCAACAUCAAUACCGACUUCAUGAGCUCUUUGAUCACGAGCCUAUUCCAGGAAAAGUCCGGUAAAGACGUCACCAAAUACUGGAAUGAUCUACCCUUUGAUACUGCCAUGCGAAACCGGAUGCAGUUGUGCAUGGACAAUCUGUUCUUCGUUGGGCACGUCGAUACUCGAAACUCGCCCAAGUGUCAGUUCGCACAAUACUUUAUUCUUUCGAUCUCCGUCUUGAUCUGCUUGGUUGUCGUCUUCAAGUUCAUGGCUGCCUUGCAGUUUGGCAAGAAGAAUCUGCCAGAGAAUCUCGACAAGUUUAUAAUUUGUCAAGUCCCGGCCUACACGGAGGAUGAAGACUCUCUCCGUCGAGCUAUCGACUCUAUGGCUCGUAUGAAGUACGAUGACAAGCGCAAACUCUUGCUGAUUAUCUGUGAUGGUAUGAUUAUCGGUCAAGGCAACGAUCGGCCUACUCCUCGAAUUGUGCUAGACAUUUUGGGUGUCCCUGAAAAUAUGGAUCCAGAGCCUCUUAGUUUUGAGUCUCUUGGCGAGGGCAUGAAACAGCACAAUAUGGGUAAAGUGUAUUCUGGGCUUUACGAAGUCAUGGGUCACAUUGUUCCAUACUUGGUUGUGGUCAAGGUCGGCAAGCCUUCUGAGGUUUCUCGUCCCGGUAACCGUGGCAAGCGUGAUUCUCAAAUGAUCGUUAUGCGAUUCCUGAACCGUAUCCAUUACAACCUGCCCAUGAGUCCUAUGGAACUUGAAAUGCAUCACCAGGUCCGAAACAUUAUCGGUGUCAAUCCAACGUUCUACGAGUUCAUUCUUCAAGUCGAUGCUGAUACCAUGGUAGCACCAGAUGCUGCCACACGCUUUGUUUCAUCGUUCUUAUCUGAUACAAGACUUAUCGGUGUAUGUGGAGAGACUUCUCUAUCCAAUGCCAAAACUUCUAUGGUGACCAUGAUCCAAGUUUACGAGUACUACAUCUCUCACAAUCUGACCAAAGCAUUUGAAAGUCUGUUUGGGUCAGUCACUUGUUUACCUGGUUGUUUCACCAUGUAUCGCGUCCGUUCAUCCGAAACUGGCAAACCCCUGUUCGUCAGCAAGGAAGUUAUCGAAAACUAUUCGGAGAUCCGUGUGGACACUCUUCAUAUGAAAAACCUGCUCCAUCUGGGUGAGGACCGAUAUCUGACCACGUUGCUUCUCAAGCACCACCCGAAGUUCAAGACCAAGUACAUCUUCCGUGCUCAUGCCUUCACAGUGGCCCCUGAGAGCUUUGCUGUCUUCUUAUCUCAGCGUCGUCGAUGGAUCAAUUCAACCGUACACAAUCUGGUUGAGCUGAUUCCCCUGCAGCAGCUAUGUGGUUUCUGCUGUUUCAGUAUGCGUUUCAUCGUCUUCAUUGAUCUGCUCAGUACCAUUAUCCAACCCGUCACCCUCGCCUACAUUAUUUAUCUGAUCGUCUGGCUGGUCGAGGAUACAUCGUCUCUUCCGUGGAUUUCAUUCGUUCUCCUUGGUGUGAUCUACGGUCUACAAGCACUCGUCUUUAUCCUGCGCCGCAAAUGGGAGAUGAUUGGCUGGAUGUUUAUCUACCUUAUGGCUAUUCCCGUCUUUUCCCUUGCUUUGCCGCUGUAUUCAUUCUGGAAUAUGGAUGAUUUCAGUUGGGGUAACACUCGUGUUAUCACGGGAGAGAAGGGCCUCAAGGUUGUUAUCUCCGAUGAGGGUAAAUUUGACCCAGAUUCCAUCCCCAAGAAGCGCUGGGAAGAUUACCAGGUCGAGCUCUGGGAGGCCCAGACUUCUCGUGAUGAUCACUCCGAGAUCUCGGGUAUCUCAUAUGGUACUAAAUCGCACGCUUUCCACACACCUCAUUCUGAGUAUGGCUUUUCUGGUUCCCGACCUGCUUCCCAGCUUGAUUUGCCUCUGCUUGGAACAGGUUCGCGUCUUUCUGUCGCACCGUCGGAAAUGCUCAGUCGUCAUAUAGACAUGGAUAUUGGCAUGGAGGACUUGAGUCAUCUACCAAGUGACGAUGUUCUUCUAACUGAGAUUCGUGAGAUUCUACGAACAGCCGAUCUGAUGACCGUGACCAAGAAGAGUAUCAAGCAAGAGCUUGAGCGACGCUUUGGGGUUAAUCUCGAUCCGAAGCGACCGUACAUUAGUUCUGCUACCGAGGCUGUACUUUCCGGUCUUCUCUAA
Molecule: messenger RNA, 5610 nt
Organism: Penicillium malachiteum
Lineage: Eukaryota; Fungi; Ascomycota; Eurotiomycetes; Eurotiales; Aspergillaceae
Gene: chsE
Product: chitin synthase class Va
Exons: 4
Coding region: 1-5610 (1869 amino acids)
Cellular component (GO): cell periphery; myosin complex; cell septum
Molecular function (GO): chitin synthase activity; cytoskeletal motor activity; ATP binding
Source: RefSeq, a predicted model, not a curated record